Tinamus guttatus (white-throated tinamou) is the source of this 1140-nucleotide messenger RNA. NCBI's taxonomy places the organism in Eukaryota, Metazoa, Chordata, Aves, Tinamiformes, Tinamidae. The record is from RefSeq and is a predicted model, not a curated record.
AUGGCCGUUUCCCAUCGCUGUGGUCACUUCGGCACUGCCCCGGCUGCAGUGCAGGCCCAGCGAAGGAAUGGCUGGUCUUCCGGGCCGGGUUGGUGCCAUGGAAACUCGACUAAUCCGCUCUUUCUUUCCCUCCAGUACAUCGGGAGCCUGGAUGUGCCGCGGCCGAACAGCAGGGUGGAGAUCGUGACGGCGAUGCGGCGGAUCCGGUACGAGUUUAAAGCCAAGAACAUCAAGAAGAAGAAAGUGAGCCUCAUCGUCUCGGUGGACGGCGUGAAGGUCAUCCUGAAGAAGAAGAAGAAGAAAAAAGAGUGGGCCUGGGAUGAGAACAAGAUGCUCAUCAUGCACGAUCCUAUCUACAGGAUAUUCUACGUGUCCCACGACUCCCAGGAUCUAAAGAUCUUCAGCUACAUUGCCAGAGAUGGGUCUAGUAACGUCUUCAGGUGUAACGUCUUCAAGUCCAAGAAGAAGAGCCAAGCCAUGCGCAUCGUCCGCACCGUGGGGCAGGCGUUCGAAGUCUGCCACAAGCUGAGCCUCCAGCACACGCAGCAGAACGCGGACGGGCAGGAGGACGGCGACAGCGAGAGGAACGGCGACGAGCUGGACGUCCCAGGCUUUUUCCUGCAGCCCCCCUGGCAGCGCGCGCACUCACGCGGGAUGCCGCUGUCGUUGCAGGGCUGUCUGCACUCAGAGAGCAUCCUCACGGCGUCGCCCAAAAUGCUGCUGCCCUCGUCCGCGCAGCUGCCCGACGUGGGCACGCCGCUCUCGGCCCACCACCAGAUGCAGCUCCUGCAGCAGCUCCUGCAGCAGCAGCAGCAGCAGACACAAGUGGCCGUGGCGCAGGUUCACUUGCUGAAGGACCAGCUGGCCGCCGAGGCCGCCGCGCGCUUGGAGGCCCAGGCUCGCGUGCACCAGCUCUUGCUCCAGAACAAGGACCUGCUGCAGCACAUCUCGCUCCUGGUGAAGCAGGUGCAGGAGCUGGAGCUGAAGCUCACGGGGAACAGCACCAGUAAGGGCUCCUUCCUGCUCCGCUCCCCUCGCAGCCGGCAGAGCCGCGGCGCCGCGGCCGCCUCCUCAGCUGUGCCCUUCUCUUGGGUGGUUCUGUGCUCCGAGCAGAACCCCUGUCCCGCUGUGUCGAGCUGA